UGGGUGGCACAAAAUGUAAGUGACAUAAAUAGCGCUAUAUAAGCAAGGUAAAUAACUAGAAACACAUUUGCGUAUCUAAUAAGCUUGAGGACGUAAGUGGUAAAUAUUUUCGGCAAAGUCUUACGUAUUUGAAUCACUAUGGCAGAAGGUACUUCUGUUAACAGUGUUGCAUCAAGCAUGUCUAAUAAGCGGCAAGGUUACCUUGAAUGGGAUGAUUACUUCAUGUCAGUGGCUUUCCUCUCUGCUCAACGUAGCAAAGACCCAAGAACUCAGGUAGGAGCUUGUAUUGUUAACGAAGAUAGACGUAUUGUUGGCAUCGGAUAUAACGGUAUGCCUCGUGAUUGUAGUGACGAUGAUUUUCCUUGGUGCAAUGAAGGUGUCACUGAGCUAGAAAACAAAAAUCACUACGUAUGUCAUGCUGAGCUUAAUGCAAUUCUCAAUAAGAAUUCUGCAGACGUUCGCAAUUGCACUAUAUAUGUUGGUUUGUUUCCUUGCAAUGAAUGUACUAAAGUCAUUAUACAGUCUGGAAUUAAAGAAGUCAUAUACUAUUCGGAUAAAUAUAAGGACCAAAUUACCUCUAAAGCUUCUCGAAUUAUGUUGGAUCAUGCUAAAAUAAAACAUCGCCAGUAUCAACCUACAAACGGAAAAAUUGUUAUAGAUUUUACUUCAUUAGAUGAAAUGAAAGACCGGAUUAUAAGUUCAGUUUUGUCCCCCAUUUCUGAAUUUUCACUUUAGUCAGAUGCGAACAUAAACACUUGGAAUUCAUUAUAUUGCCAACAUUGCCUUUUCAUAAUGAUAUCCUGUUAUAUUUUCUAGCUAAAAUUAAUGGAACUGGUGAAGAUUUUCUAAUUUUUAUAUGAAAUAUUAACUGCUGUAUUUUUAACGAAAAUUUUUAUUCCAUUUUGUUUUCGUUUGUGUGUACAUAAAAUUUUAACUGCCUCUUUCUAAGAAAAUGAAACUAUCCACAUUUGCUCCAAUACGCUGUAGCGUAGAUGGGGUGGGGUGUGUGUGCAUUUUGGGCCACACUUUUAAAUUCUUAGAUUAUUCACAUUGUAGUCUUUGUUUAACUUUCAAGUUUAUUUGAAUUUUAUUCUUUAUUUUAAAAAUUAUUCAUUCAAAUCUUGAUAAGCAUGUUAUUGUUUGAAUUUUUCAACCAUAGUUUGAAAUUCCACUAAUUCUCAGAAUUUCCUUAAGAACAUUUUAUUCAUAAUCUAUGUUGUACACACCCCCAAACUGUCAACGUCAGAUGACCCAGAUAAAGCAGAGGAAACAAGCAAUGGAAUUAUUUCUAUUCAUAUCCUAAAAGAUACAGAAUAUCUCUGUCAGUGGUUCACAACUGGGAUUUAUAUGGACCCUGAGGGGGACCAUGUAAGGUUUUGUUGCUAAAAUUUUCAUCUACAUUAAAUUGGUUCUAUUUGUACAAUACACAAAAUAUUUUAGUUUUGUUUUAAUACAAUUCUUCAUAAUAUUAUAAAAGUAUAAUAGGAUUUCUCUAAAUGACGAACGGCUAUGGGUGAUUCACCUGUGUAAAAUGGGAAUGAAAGGGGGCCAUAGGUGAAAAGUGGUUGAGAACCACUUAUCUAUGUAAUUAAAAUCUUAAAGUUUUAACUGUGAGAGCAAAUGAAAUAAUAUCAGGUAUCAUAUAAAAGUGAUAUAUAACAAAUGUCUUAUCCUAUGAAAUAUAAAAAUUAAAAAAAUAUUGUUUGGAAUAUGCAAUCUUUAUAAUGUAGUCAGUUGUUCUGUUGAUUUAUAUUUUUCUAUCUUGAAAUAAAUAUGUUAUCAAUUCUUAA
Octopus sinensis (East Asian common octopus) is the source of this 1790-nucleotide messenger RNA. Its product is annotated as deoxycytidylate deaminase-like. Gene Ontology annotation, biological process: dUMP biosynthetic process; dTMP biosynthetic process. The transcript has 2 exons. The record is from RefSeq and is a predicted model, not a curated record. Bases 139 to 735 code for a protein of 198 amino acids. Lineage: Eukaryota; Metazoa; Mollusca; Cephalopoda; Octopoda; Octopodidae. Gene Ontology annotation, cellular component: cytoplasm. Gene Ontology annotation, molecular function: dCMP deaminase activity; zinc ion binding.